This is a messenger RNA of Pezoporus occidentalis (night parrot), 1135 nucleotides long. RefSeq names its product ST8 alpha-N-acetyl-neuraminide alpha-2,8-sialyltransferase 3 (gene ST8SIA3). The record is from RefSeq and is a predicted model, not a curated record. Gene Ontology annotation, molecular function: alpha-N-acetylneuraminate alpha-2,8-sialyltransferase activity. Lineage: Eukaryota; Metazoa; Chordata; Aves; Psittaciformes; Psittacidae. The transcript is spliced from 4 exons. The coding region runs from base 2 to 1135 and encodes 377 amino acids. Gene Ontology annotation, biological process: oligosaccharide metabolic process; N-glycan processing.
CAUGCGGAGCUGCAGGAUGCUGCGCCUCGCCAGCGUGCUGGGGCUCGUCAUGCUCAGCAUCGCCCUCCUCAUCCUCUCGCUGCUCAGCUACGCGGCCCUGCGCAAGGACAGCGCCUUCGGGCCCCCCCGCGCCGCCGGCCCCCGCAUGUACAUGUUCCAGGCGGGAUUCAGGUCCCAGUUCGCGCUCAAGUUCCUGGACCCCUCCUUUGUCCCCAUCACCCAUUCCCUGAGCCAGGAGCUGCAGGAGAAGCCCUCCAAGUGGGUCUUCAACCGGACGGCCUUCGCCCAGCAGAGGCAGGAGAUCCUCCAGCACGUGGACGUCAUCCAGAACUUCUCGCUGACCAAGAGCCGCGUGCGCAUCGGGCAGCUCCUGCACUACGACUACUCGAGCCACAAGUACGUCUUCUCGGUGAGCGCCAACUUCCGCUCGCUGCUUCCCGACGCCUCCCCCGUGCUGGACAAGCACUACAACACCUGCGCCGUGGUGGGGAACGGCGGGAUCCUCACCGGGAGCCGCUGCGGCCGCGCCAUCGACGCCGCCGACUUCGUCUUCCGCUGCAACUUCGCGCCCACCGAGGCCUUCCAGCGGGACGUGGGCCGGAAGACCAACCUGACCACCUUCAACCCCAGCAUCCUGGAGAAGUACUACAACAACCUGCUCACCAUCCAGGACCGCAACAACUUCUUCCUGAGCCUCCAGAAGCUCGACGGGGCCAUCCUGUGGAUCCCGGCUUUCUUCUUCCACACCUCGGCCACCGUCACCCGGACCUUGGUGGACUUCUUUGUGGAGCACCGCGGGCAGCUCAAGGUGCAGCUGGCGUGGCCGGGCAACAUCAUGCAGCACGUCAACAGGUACUGGCGGAACAAGCACCUCUCCCCCAAGCGGCUCAGCACGGGCAUCCUCGUCUACACGCUGGCCUCGGCCCUCUGCGACCGCAUCCACCUCUACGGCUUCUGGCCCUUCGCCCUGGACCCCAGCAGCCGCCAGGAGCUGCCCUACCACUACUACGACAAGAAGGGCACCAAGUUCACCACCAAGUGGCAGGAAUCCCACCAGCUCCCGGCGGAAUUCCAGCUCCUCGUCCGCAUGCACGGGGACGGACUGGCCCGCCUCACCUUGGCCCCCUGCGCCUGA